AUGGUAUAUGUGGUUAACCGGAAAGGUGAGGAAUCGACGACCGUUCUGAUUUUGCUUGAGGAAUUACUGAAAAACCUAAGCAUCAGUCUCCUAUUGGUAAGCAUGCUACUCACUUGGAUUAGACCUAAGCCGAAAAAAAGGAAACGUGGUGGUAGAGAUGCACCAGAAAAACUGAUUGAGUCCAUUCCAAACCAUGUAAAACAGUUAGACAGGCUUGUCCGUGUUAAUGAUAAAUCAUGCAUAGACAAUCUUCGAAUGGAUAGAAACACAUUUGGUAGAUUAUGUCGUCUUUUGCGUGACCGAGUUGGGUUAAUAGAUCAAAAAUUUGUUACGGUUGAAGAACAAGUAGCAAUGUUUUUAUGCAUUCUAGCUCAUCACAAAAAGACUCGGAUUGUUGGUCAUAACUUCAUGCGUUCUUCACAAACCGUGUCGAAAUAUAUGCAUAUUGUGCUCCGUGGUAUCCUUACCUUGCACGAGGUGUUUUUAGUGAAACCCGAGCCCGUUGAUGAUGCUUGCACAGACCGACGGUGGAGUUGGUUUAAGGGAUGUCUUGGAGCUUUGGAUGGUACGUAUAUCAACGUGAGGGUUCCUAUUGCGGAUACCCCAAGGUACCGAAAUAGGAAAGGCCAGGUAACAACCAACACACUUGCGGUAUGCGAUCGACAACUCCGCUUUGUAUACGUGCUGCCGGGAUGGGAGGGCUCAGCAGGUGAUUCCAGGAUACUACGGGAUGCUAUUAGCCGGCCGCUUGGACUGAAAGUUCCCAAAGAUUGCUAUUACCUCUGCGACAAUGCGUAUUCUAACAGUGAAGGAUUCAUCACUCCAUAUAAAGGCGUCCGAUAUCAUUUGAAGGAGUGGGGUCCUGGAACACAAGCGCCUCAGACUCCCGAAGAACUUUUCAAUUUGAAGCACACCAAAGCAAGGAAUAUGAUUGAGCGUGCCUUUGCCGUUUUGAAGAUGCGAUGGGGAAUAUUGCGCAGCCCGAGUUUCUACCCUAUCGAUGUGCAAACCGGUUUGAUAAUAGCUUGCUUCCUGCUGCACAACUUCAUUCGCACCAAUUUAGAGGUGGAUCCCUAUGAGGAAUGCUUAACUAAUACACCUGCUGACGGGGGUAAUAGUGAAAAUGAAGAGCCGGUAGUGCACACUAUUAAUGCUGUCUCGCCAACAGCUUUGUGGACGAAGAAGAGGGAUGAUUUGGCGGCUGCAAUGUGGGGUCACAGGAUGAACGAGUGA
This is a messenger RNA of Salvia splendens (bonfire salvia), 1233 nucleotides long. RefSeq names its product protein ANTAGONIST OF LIKE HETEROCHROMATIN PROTEIN 1-like. The transcript has 4 exons. The record is from RefSeq and is a predicted model, not a curated record. NCBI's taxonomy places the organism in Eukaryota, Viridiplantae, Streptophyta, Magnoliopsida, Lamiales, Lamiaceae. Bases 1 to 1233 code for a protein of 410 amino acids.